Chroicocephalus ridibundus (black-headed gull) is the source of this 4395-nucleotide messenger RNA. RefSeq names its product FERRY endosomal RAB5 effector complex subunit 3 (gene FERRY3). NCBI's taxonomy places the organism in Eukaryota, Metazoa, Chordata, Aves, Charadriiformes, Laridae. The coding region runs from base 142 to 1794 and encodes 550 amino acids. The record is from RefSeq and is a predicted model, not a curated record. The transcript is spliced from 14 exons. Gene Ontology annotation, cellular component: cytoplasm. Gene Ontology annotation, biological process: regulation of mast cell degranulation.
UGGCGAAUCGGCGGCUCCGGGCGCGCGGGUUCUAACGGGGAGGCGGGAACCUCCCGGUGUCGCCGCCUCCCUCAGCGGCCGGGUACCCCCCCGCCGCAGCCGCCGCCGCCCGCCCGGCACCCAGGAAAUCAACUCAAGAAGAUGAAGCCUAAUAAAGGAAAGACCUGCACUAGGGAGAGAGACUAUGUGUACAAAUUCAGUGCAGGAAAUCAACAUUUAGUGCUUACUGUGCCUCUCAAAUUCCCUGUGCAAGAGAAUAUUAGUCAUUUGCAUGGGCGUCUAAUGCUUCUGCACAAUCUGCCAUGCUUUAUAGAAAACGACCUGAAGCAAUCUCUUAAUAAGUUCAUAGAAGAGGAAACGAUAAAAGAUUACGAUAGAGAAGCUGAAAUGGCUCUGGAAGCAGUGAAAUCAGGAAAAGUAGACAUAAACCAGCUGGCAGAUACUUGGGCUAAAGCUUAUAAAGAGACAACAUUAGAAUAUGCAAAACCUGAAGAAACCAGCUGGGAUGAAGAUUUUGCUGAUGUUUAUCAUGACCUGAUACAUUCUCCAGCUUCUGAAAUGCUGUUAAACCUGGAACACAAUUAUUUUGUUAGUAUCUCAGAAUUAAUAAGUGAAAGAGAUGUCGAAUUGAAAAAACUACGGGAAAGACAAGGAGCAGAAAUGGAUAAGGUGAUGCAGGAGCUAGGGAAAUCACUAACAGAUCAAGAUGUAAAUUCAUUAGCGGCUCAGCAUUUUGAAUCUCAGCAGGAUUUGGAGAACAAAUGGACAAAUGAAUUAAAACAGUCUACUGCUAUCCAGAAGCAGGAAUAUCAGGAAUGGGUGAUAAAGCUUCAUCAGGAUCUAAAGAAUCCAAACAACAGCUCAGUCAGUGAUGAAAUUAAUGUUCAGCCCAGUCAACUGAGAGAAUCUGUAGAAGGAAAUGGAAGAAUUUAUGAAGAGCAAAGGCUGUUAGAAGAAAGUUUUACUAUUCACUUGGGAGCUCAGUUGAAGACCAUGCAUAACUUGAGAUUACUGAGAGCCGAUAUGCUGGAUUUCUGUAAACAUAAGCGCAAUCAUCGAAGUGGAGUAAAACUUCACAGACUUCAAACUGCCAUGUCUCUCUAUUCAACUUCUCUCUGUGGCCUGGUUUUAUUGGUAGAUAACCGUAUCAGUUCAUAUAGCGGCAUCAAAAGAGAUUUUGCAACUGUUUGCCAAGAAUGCACGGAUUUCCAUUUUCCUGGAAUUCAAGAACAGCUUGAAGUUGUCCAGAAGGUUGUACUUAAGGCCAGAGCACAGCGUAGCAGUAAGUCGAAAAGACAUCAUGAAAACAGAAGUAGUGGAAAUGAAGAUAAAUUAAAGAAUAUUGAACGAAACCAGUCAAAUAUUUUGCCGGGAGAAUUCUACAUUACACGCCAUUCAAAUCUUUCUGAAAUUCAUGUUGCUUUUCACCUCUGUGUGGAUGAUAAUGUAAGAUCUGGGAACAUAACUGCUCGGGAUCCUGCAAUCAUGGGACUCAGAAACAUUCUCAAAGUUUGCUGCACACAUGACAUUACUACCAUUAGUAUUCCUCUCCUGUUGGUGCACGAUAUGUCAGAAGAAAUGACCAUUCCGUGGUGCUUAAAGAGGGCGGAGCUUGUGUUCAAGUGCGUCAAAGGUUUCAUGAUGGAAAUGGCCUCGUGGGAUGGAGGAAUUUCUCGAACUGUACAGUUCUUGGUACCACAGACAAUUUCUGAGGAAAUGUUUUACCAACUGAGUAAUAUGCUUCCACAAAUCUUCAGAGUGUCCUCUACGUUGACUUUGACCUCUAAGCACUGAAUUUUUUGCAUCUGCAAGAUGCAUGCUGUUGACAAAGAAUGAGGUUACAGAGAUUCUGGAUUGGAAUGUCUCUUUUCUGAGGGAUGAUGACCCUGAAAUGGUAUUUGUUGCAACUUCAAGAAUCAUGUCAUCAUAAUAGAAGAUAAAAGCUGUCUGUACAUGGGUAUUAGCAGUUGAUUUUUGCCUCUUGCUUUCUGUUUCAGCAGAGUAUUGAUGUUGAAUUCCUCACCUUUAUCUGAAAGAUGUUCAAUGUAACUUAUUGUAUGUGAUUUACAGAAAUAUAAGCCAUUCCCAUAAUUAAGUAAUAGGAAUAAGAGCUUAUGGUAGGAAUAGGAUCUUCUGGGUGGACUUCAGGUUGUUGGGUUUUAAAAACAUUUUCUGAAUUUACUCAGUGACAUUUAAAAAACUAUGAACAAUGUCAGGUGUCUCCUUAGAAUAACUUUGACGUAAUUUGUCACAGUUGUCUUUCCAGGGUCAUAGUGACCACAAAAUAGAAUGUAUCACUGCCUCAUUUUACCAUUUUACUAUUACAAAACGAAUGAAACAAGCAUUUAGCCUGCUGCACUUUGUAAAUCACAGAAUUGUUAAUUUUUUUUAAAUUAUUUUUCCUUUCUUAUUUUUUGAUCUAGUAUGUUAACUUUUUGCUUUAUUUCAAGAUUUCACGUGGACAAGUCUGUCACGUGAACAACUUAAUAACAACACAAUGGUGUUCUCAUUACUUUGUGGUACAGGUAUAUUUUGCUGCCUAUUAAUUAUUAAUGUUUUAUGACUAAGAAAUCUAAUCAGAAAUGCUGGGGAGACAGCUCAAGAUGCAGCUCUGAAAUUUCUUGGGACAAACGAAUCCAGUCCAAAAAAAAAAAAAGCCCCUGCCUCCCCAUGAUGCUGGGUAGCGGGGAGGUCGGGAACUACCUUUCCCCCAUGUUGGACAGUCAAGCCUUUUAAGCUCAGCUGUGGACCCGGCAGGAGGCUGGGAUCGAUCCUUCAGUGCUGAGACUGGCCACAGGGAAAGUCCUGUCUGAAACUGGGAUUCUCAGGGCUGCCGGAAGAGUCAGGCCUACAGCGAAGCAGCUGGGGUGGUGAAGGUCCCAGGUAGCUUUCUGAAGUCCACGGUUCUGUUCUGUAGGAAGCUCGGAGAUCCUGGCAGAACUGGCUCAGAAUCUGCAGUCUCUUUCUAUGUAUUGCUGAAAUUCCGCACUUGAAAACUGGAGGUCCUGGAAGCCAACUCAAAAUCAAAUUAUUUUCUAUUUUCAGUGUGUUAGUUUGGGGUUUUUUUAAAUAUUAUCGUUUAGUUUGAUAAAUGUGAAGAUUGCAAAUCUCUGUUCAGGGGAAACGGCAUAACUUAAAAUUCUCACAGAGAAUCAAAGGAAUAUUAAGCAGUUCAAGAUGUUUAUAAAGUUACUACGUAAUUAACGAACUCUUAGCCUAGUAUUUUUAUCGAGUCCUGCAUGCUGUAGAGAAGCUAUGUAAGUGACCCAGCAAACAUCUAUUGCUGAACCAUGCAAGUAAUGUGACCUAAUUUGGUGUUCUAGAAAAGAAGGAUGUAAAUUCAUCUAGAAGGAGCUGGAUUAAUCUUGUUAGAGCUCAUUUUACAUUGCUGGCCUUAAGCUGAAAUCAAACUCUGGUCCCAGAAAAGCAAAUGCUCUAACCACUAUUCUGUUUGUGAAAGGUGCGGUAGCAGAAGUAUUCGUUUUUAUAAGUCUUAAGACUUAUCUGUAUUAUAAAAGAGUUCUGUGUUACAUACUUGGUAUUUCUAUUUAUUUAAUUUUUUUUCUUCAGUGAGGACAUCUAUGAAGAAGUAGCCUGUAAAACAGCAAAAAAUCUUGAGCAAAUCAUCUAGCUUACACUUUUAGACUCUAUUAAUAAAAAUAAUGCCUGAAUUCUCCUGUUAUUUUGCCAAAACCCAAAGACACCAUUUAAUUUAGUACCACCAGUGUAAAACUGACAGUAAUUUGUGAGAAAAAUUAAAAUUAAUUUUUUGAAUCUGUGUGUUUUCAGUCCUCAGUGGGUUACGUAUGUAUUUUUCAGCAUAAUAACAAAUUGGUCUUCGAUACUAAAAAGAACAAGCAAGCUCUAGUGGUGAGGUUUUGGAAAAUCAAAGUGGUAGGAAUGGUACGGGAAAACUAUUAGUUCUGCUUAAAAUCGUACUGAAGCCUGCCCCUUGUAAAAUCUGAAUUGGCCUGCCAAACUGAACCGUUGUCUAAAGGACACUUGAUACAACAUCUGUUAUUCCCAUUUUUCAUAUCUGUUCCCGAGGAGGUAGUGCUACCAGCGGAUUUUUAGCUGUCUUUGUAGAAAAACAGAAUAUAGAGGUGGGAUGACCUCAACUGUACUUUCUGUUUGAUCUGUACCUGGCAGCCGUACAGAACGGUAGCCUACAGACUGCAAUUUAUGGAGUAAAGCCACGUGAGAAAUCGUGUUUGGGUCAUGAGAAGCUAUUUGAGAUUAAGAGGAAAAUGACUCAAUAGGCAUGAGGUUUUCUAUUUGUAUAUACAGUGCAGCGUUCCUUGGAAGGAUGACAGUAUUUAAUGCCUUGAAAAUGUUGCGUAAAAUUGUAUGUGUGGCUUGCCUUGAAUAAAUUGUUAUUGCCACCAGGAGAAAUGA